Caenorhabditis elegans is the source of this 384-nucleotide messenger RNA. It is a transcript of the gene his-69, whose product is annotated as Putative histone H3.3-like type 3. Lineage: Eukaryota; Metazoa; Nematoda; Chromadorea; Rhabditida; Rhabditidae. The record is from RefSeq and is marked reviewed. The transcript has a single exon. The coding region runs from base 1 to 384 and encodes 127 amino acids. Gene Ontology annotation, molecular function: structural constituent of chromatin; DNA binding; protein heterodimerization activity. Gene Ontology annotation, cellular component: nucleus; nucleoplasm; nucleosome.
AUGUGUCCCGGAGGAAAAGCACCAAGAAAGCAAUUGGCAACGAAAGCUGCUCGAAAGAACGCAAUCGUCGUCGGAGCCGUGAAGAAGCCGCAUCGUUUCCGUCCUGGAACUGUCGCUCUUCGCGAGAUCAGACGCUAUCAAAAGUCCACUGAUCUUCUUCUCCGCAAGCUGCCAUUCCAACGUCUUGUUCGUGAAAUCGCUCAAGACGUCAAACAGGAUCUUCGCUUCCAAUCGGCUGCAAUUCAAGCUCUUCAAGAGGCCUCCGAGUACUUCCUUGUCGGACUCUUCGAGGACACCAACUUGUGUGCCAUCCACGCUAAGCGAGUCACCAUUAUGCCAAAGGACAUGCAACUUGCUAGAAGAAUUCGAGGCGAACGCAACUAA